Molecule: messenger RNA, 1701 nt
Organism: Cricetulus griseus (Chinese hamster)
Lineage: Eukaryota; Metazoa; Chordata; Mammalia; Rodentia; Cricetidae
Source: RefSeq, a predicted model, not a curated record
UUCGGUAGGUCCACGAUGACGGAGCCGGGCGCCUCUCCGGAGGACCCUUGGGUCAAGGCAAGCUCCGCGGACGCGCACGCCGGCGAGGGGAGGGCGGGUCGGGCUCGUGCACGUAGGGGGUCCGGAAGACGCGGGGCUCCCCAGCUAUCCCCAGAGUCUCCCCUGCUGUCCGGGCCCCGGGGCUGCAGAGAAGACAGCUCUCACCCGGCGUGUGCCAAGGUCGAGUAUGCCUACAGUGACAACAGCCUGGACCCUGGGCUUUUUGUAGAAAGCAGCCACAAGGGGAGUGUAGUGUCCAGAGCUAAUAGCAUCGGUUCCACCAGUGCCUCUUCCGUCCCCAACACAGAUGAUGAGGACAGUGAUUAUCAGCAAGAGUCCUACAAGGAGUCCUACAAAGACCGGAGGCGGCGUGCUCACACUCAAGCUGAACAGAAGAGGAGGGAUGCUAUCAAGAGAGGCUAUGAUGACCUUCAGACCAUCGUUCCCACCUGCCAGCAGCAGGACUUCUCCAUUGGCUCCCAAAAACUCAGCAAAGCCAUCGUUCUACAGAAAACCAUCGACUACAUCCAGUUUUUACACAAGGAGAAGAAAAAACAGGAGGAAGAAGUAUCCACAUUGCGCAAGGAUGUCACAGCCCUGAAGAUAAUGAAAGUGAACUACGAGCAAAUUGUGAAGGCACAUCAGGACAACCCUCAUGAAGGAGAGGACCAGGUCUCUGACCAGGUGAAGUUCAACGUGUUUCAAGGCAUCAUGGACUCCCUAUUCCAGUCUUUCAAUGCCUCUAUCUCUGUGGCCAGCUUCCAGGAGCUGUCAGCUUGUGUCUUCAGCUGGAUUGAGGAACACUGUGAGCCACAGACUCUGCGAGAAAUUGUGAUUGGCGUCCUCCAUCAAUUGAAAAACCAACUCUACUGAGGGCUCCUGGAGAGCUGCAGAGGCCUUUAGUCUGUUUGGCCAAGGAACUGCUGGGCCUAUGAGACUGGACCGCAGCACCUCACACCGGUCAGCUGGCUUCUACUUGGUGUUUGGUUUGCCCAGCUUCACUGAGGCUGUGUUCUGUGAAAGCUUUUCAUUAAUUUAUUAUAAUUGCCCACAAUGGUGGACCCACCCAGCCUUCCCAGGAAAAGUUCUAGGACAGGAAUCUGUUCAGAGAACCUCACAGGCGCCCCCAGCCCUUUCUCUAACCAUUGGGUUUCUAUUCACUAUAUAUAUAUAAUUUGGAAAUUGUUCGCCUCUGCUUGGUCUCUUGGGCAACACUUGGCUCAAGUUUGGGUAUUUUGGCAGUUUUUGACUUGGAAAAAUAGCCCCAUGGCCAUGAAGGGUGAAAGGCCACCGUAUGCCUAGGACUAUGUGGUCAAUACUGAAUAAGGCCAGGGCUUUCUAGUCAGCUCAGGGUAGGACCACCAGGUUCCUGCUGUCCCCUCAUGUUCAACACCCUACAGUGGAUGCUAGAGGAGACAAAUGUCCUCUAUCAGCUCUUCCCAUAGUUUUCCAAAAUUCUGACGGCCUCCAGAGUGUUGCCUACAUUUCUCCUAGGACUUGGGGAUAGCUACAGAAUAGGUUGUCUGGGGACUCUCAAAUGUUGGUGUGUGACAGCCUUUCUGUACUUUCUCUCCCAUGUCCCCUUCCCCAGGUUUGAUAAGCCAGAGAAAAUUAAGUAUUUUUAUAUCAAAUUAUAUUACAAUAAAUAUUCCAUAUACUUUC